Thamnophis sirtalis is the source of this 6931-nucleotide messenger RNA. RefSeq names its product synaptogyrin 1 (gene SYNGR1). Gene Ontology annotation, cellular component: neuromuscular junction; synaptic vesicle membrane. The record is from RefSeq and is a predicted model, not a curated record. NCBI's taxonomy places the organism in Eukaryota, Metazoa, Chordata, Lepidosauria, Squamata, Natricidae.
CCUUUCGACUGCUGCGGAUCGGGAGCGCGCCUGGCUGCCUUUGCCAACCCUGUGUACUGUCUUGUAAGGUGGCUUUCCCACCCCGGCCUUAAUUGUCGCCCGCGAGUUUCUCCGUUCAGCGGGGCCAGUAAGGCCGGGAGCAAGAAGCGAGGGCGGGGCCGCCGGGCAGGACCUCCCGACAUCGCACACGGCUUCACCGUCCCCUCCGCUGACACCGCUGCCUCCUGUCUGCGGGUUGCGCUCUCGGAUGCUGGACGGCGCAGCCUGGUCUCUGUCCUCUCCGUGAGCCUCCGUCCCUGGCGCGGUAAACUUUGAGGGAAUAAGCUCGGAGCGAAAGGCAGCUCGGCAGGUCUUGCCAGCGGGCUGCUCCGAGGAUGGAACCGGCCGCGUACGGAGCUGGCAAAGCCGGAGGCGCCUUUGACCCCCAGACCUUCAUCCGGCAACCUCACACGAUCCUCCGGAUAGUUUCUUGGCUUUUUUCCAUUGUUGUGUUUGGCUGCAUUGUGAAUGAAGGCUAUAUCAACCAACCCAACACACCAGAACAGUUCUGCAUCUACAAUCGCAACCAGAAUGCCUGCAACUAUGGAAUCACCGUGGGAGUCCUUGCAUUCCUCACCUGCCUUCUUUACUUAGCGCUAGAUGUCUACUUCCCGCAGAUUAGCAGUGUCAAGGAUCGCAAGAAAGCUGUGCUUUCAGACAUUGGAAUAUCUGGCUUUUGGGCGUUUCUCUGGUUUGUUGGUUUUUGUUUCUUGGCUGACCAAUGGCGUGUUUCGAAGGAAGAGUAUAGUCCACUGAAUGAAGGAUCAGAUGCAGCCCGAGCAGCCAUUGCCUUUUCUUUUUUCUCCAUCUUCACCUGGGUGGCCCAGGCUUUUCUGGCAUUCCAGCGAUAUCAACUUGGAGCGGAUUCAGCACUCUUCUCCCAGGACUACACAGAUCCAAGCCAGGAGGCCGGCAUGCCUUAUGCACCCUACACAAAUGAGGAUACCACAGAUAGCAUGGCGGCCUACCAGCAGCCUCCUUCCGUAGAUGCUUUUGAUGCUGGGACACAAGGGUACCAAACGCAAGACUACUGAAAGCUGUUGGAGACCUCCUAUUUCCCUUCCCUCUACCCACUCUCUUCUGCCACUGAGAAGUCAGCGUGCAAAGCAGACCAGAGCAACAGGUGACUCUUGGCCAGUUCUGGCCGUCUAGGUUCUCUUUUUUUUAUUUCUUCUUUACAGAAAAUGCCUCCUCCCCUGGAAUUCUCCAUCAUAACUAGAUUGCUCAUUGCAAAACAUUUUAUUGUUUGCGUUGCCGUGAUAGAUUCUUUGUAUGGGAAGCUCAAGCUGUCUUAAAGAGGGAAAUAAUCUCAAGAUGCUGUUGGUGGAAAGUGUAAGCACUGGGAUGUGAUUGAAUACUAGUUAAGAUGCCAGUGUGUAAAUUUAAGUGCUGAGAAAUGAGAAUAAGAACUGGACAGAUGAGUAGAGCAUCCUAUAAAUGGGUAGUGAAAGUGGGCAAGCAAAAGUGAAUGCUGUACAUAGCAGCAAGGAAAAUAUAGAGAUGGAAAGCAGAAAAGGAUAUCAGGUAGGUGAGAAUGGAAUCAUAAAGUAUUGGACGUGGAAUCUACAAUAUAAUUGGGAGCUUUAAAAAUAUCCUGGAUUUUCAUGAAAUACUAAAAUGUUUUGUUUUGUGCACUCUUAUUAUUAUUAUUUAUUUUCAUUUUAUCUGCUUCAGGUUGAUAAGACAUGGUUUCCUCCACAAACUGUUCCAAUGUUUGAUCACUUGCGAUUGGUUUUUUGGAGAAUUGAGACAUAUUACAUGAUUCUCUGAUCAAGUUCAAAAAGCAAAAUGUUAAAUACAGGCUGAAAAAUGAGACACAGAGUGGUUACAUUUGUUUCUGAAUAUGAGGCAGCUGUUUACAACAGCAUCACAUCUGUUCGUUUUACUAUAGGCUAAACCAAAUUUGAUGAACUGGCUUUGUUUAGUUGACAAAACAGCACACGAGAAGAGACCCAGUCACAAUUCACAAAAUUUAAACUAACUAAAUGACUGAUAAUUUCAUUCAAUUAUUUUUUUUCUCCAAAAGUGGUUUAUGAAGACAAGUGUGCAAAUUAUGAGUUGUCAAGGAAUGAUAUAGCAUUCUAAACCCAGGAUAAUGACCAUGAAAUCUCCUUCAAAUUCAUAGAUAAUAGAUUGUCAUCAGGAUUAUAUUGUGCAAAUCACAAUUCAGUUUGAAAAAAUAAUGCAUGCCAAUAACAGUCUGGAAAAUCCUGUGACAACACAACCAUAUUGAGAUGUAAUUCAAGUACCAUUGAACAAAAUUACCUGUAUCAAUGGACAAUCCUCUUUUCCAGGUUUUUAAAAAAAAUAAAGCUGAUUUCCAAUUGGAGAAAUGCCAAUGCUUGAUAUAAAAUUAUAGUGAGUAGAGGAACUCCCCUGAGGAAUGGACAUAAAAAUAAGCAAAAAUAGCUCAGAAUACUUCUGCCCAGAAUGUUAUAUGGAACACAGUGUUAGGGACGUCAGGAUAUAAAACAUAAAAGUAACUUCAAUGCAAUGGAAAUGAAUUACUUAAGAAAUGUAUGAGGUAAAGCAUGGUCAAGAAUGAACAGAUAGAAAAUGAAUAUGGACUGAAUAUAAAAGUGAGUCACCAGUAUUGUACAAAAGAAGUAUAUUGAAAUGGUUUGGUCCUAUAAAAAGAGCAAAAUGAAGAUCGAUUUGCAGACUAAGUACACGAAGAAAGGGUGUGUUGAGAGGAAGGGGAAGACCAAGAAAAUCAUGUGAAAUGAAACUCAAAUUCUCCUAAGGAGAGAAGUUUCUUUUUCUUAUCUCAUGCCUUAACUUUCUUCAGUAUACUGUUUCUUGCUUCUUUACUGCACUGUUCAUUAUGUUGAUUAAACCCAAAAGGGAAUAGUAUGAUGGAUGCAUAAUAUAUGUAUACUAUUCAUAUAUUCAUGAUUCAAGCAAUUAAUAGGAUAAAUAAGGAACAAGUGAUGCAAGUUUAAUCAGACAAAGGAUUAUUCAGAAGUAAACUCCAUCUCGUUUAAUGGGACUUGCUCCCACGAAUUGUGUCUAGAAGUUUAAAAAUAUUUAUUCAUGAAUUUCUAAAAAAAAGUGCUCGGACCAAAUGUUGUCUGGAAACCACAUUCAUUGUAUUAAAUGAUAAUGUCUUACAAGAAAACAUUAACAUUUUGUGUAGAGUGUAACAAAACAGAAUUCUUCUGUCUUUUAAAAUUGUGUAUGGUGGUCAGCGCUAAGAAAAUACCAUUGAGUUGUAUACUAAGAACAUUUGUAUAAAAGCUCAUCUACUCUUAGUGGUAUGUUACCCAAAGUAUCUCCAAAAGUUAUCGAUUUGCAAGUUGCUAGUACAAAUAUCUGCCUGUCUUUCCUUAACCAUCUCUUCAUUCAGCAAGCUUUACUGGCCAUUUCUCCUCUAAAGGAAACCAUAUAAUUAUUUUCAUUUAAGAGGUUUGCCUUAAGUGUACAAAGAUCACAACAUUUAGUGGUAUAAACCUAUUGCUAAGCAAUAUAAAACACUAAGCCAAAAGUGAAGGUGCAGUAUUCAGUCUCAAUACUUUCCAAAAUCAUAUUUUCUUAAUUGUAUGUCAGGGAGCCAAAGAUGGAUCUUUGUCAUGAUGGCUGUGAAUGAUAGGAGCUGUAGUUCAGAUUAUGUUCCAAAUUGCCCUUAUUCUGAUAUAUCUACAGAUAACCUAAAUAUCACAGCAGUAUAUCAUCAGGGCCAUUGUAUAAAAUAAGGCAAUGUAGCAUUUCAAAUGCCAUUUGACUGGGCAUCCACAAGGGGAUGUGUCAAAAUUUUGCAAGAUGGCAGACACAGUAUUGCAAUUUUUUUAUAUAUAGAAAGUCAGUGGGCAUACAAAAGCAUAAGACCUGGAUCCCAACAUUACACCUGCCUUCUUGCGGAUAUUGACCUCUUUCCCCAGUGGAUAUUGCGGCUUUUGAUCUUCUUCUUUUAUUAAAUCAAGUUGGUAUAAAUAGGCAGUUCUUGCACAAAGAAGGGAAAAAAUCUCUAGAUAAUUAAUUCAUAGAGCAGAAAGCAGAGAGCAAUGAAAUGAAAAGAAACACACACUAUAGUGUUUGGUCUUCCUCUUGUGUGUGGCUUGUAUGAUGGUUUUUGUAUGUAGAAUGACUUCAAUAUAUUUUCUAUUGUCUAUUUUUCUCUGGAAAUACACUGUGAAGUGGGCUAGGCUACUAGGCAGCAUUAAGAGGAUGUGAUCAUCUGUAGCAGGGGUCUCCAACCUUGGCAACUUCAAGACUUGUGGACUUCAACUCCCAGAGUUCCUCAGCCAGCGAAGCAACUCUGGAAGUUGAAGCCCACAAGUCUUAAAGUUGCCAAGGUUGGAGUAUCCUAAUCUGUACACUGAAGCACAAAGAACUUGGUCCUCUUAUUGCUGGUUCCAGGUGAAAGAAAUAUUGUAUAGGCUUGAGAGGGGGGUGGAAUUAUCUUUCAAAGCCUGUUAUUGAAGUAGCCUUAUAUUUAGGCAUAUGGGAAAGGGGAGGAGGGGGUUCUUAACUAAAUCAAGCCAGGGAUGCUUGAUUAUAGAAUUGGGUGGGAGCCUAGAAAAUCUAGUGGUAUAGAAUUGCGAAGCUUUGUGAAUGUCACUUGCAUGAAUUCACAUCAAGUUCACCUAGCAAAAACCACAAGUGGGUUUUGGCUUGUAGGUUAGGCCAAGCUAUGUUAAAUUCUCUAUUUACAAACUGAACGCUAAAUUCUUGUAGUAAUGGACAUUAAUUCAUGUCAUUUUUCCUUUCCCAUAAUUUUAGAUCCAAAUAGGAGCUUACUUCAGUCAUUCACUAUCUAUUACAAAGUCUAGAAAAGUGGCACACCUGACAAUGGUGAAAAAUGUUAGCUCAUUUCUGUCAUCCUGCAAACCAGGAUUGCAGUUAAGGGUAUUGAAUCUUUCACUUUAAAAUAAACAUUAUACUCUUAGAUCUGGGCCUGGGCAAUGUCUGUCUUAAAUCUUCUUUCUUACAAAAAGUUCAAUAAUGAUUCUCUUUGUGUUCUUUUUUUGAAACAUUUUCUGUUUCAUUAAAAGAGGAUCAGAUGUCAGUUUGGCUUACUUCCAAUUUUAAUUCCAUUUAAUUGAACAUACCCAAACAGUAACACUGGCUACUACAUAAUACAAGCCUUUUAUUUGAACAAUAAAAGGGUUUUCUGUAGAAAAAGUCCAUCAUCAAUUUUGGCUACUCAGAAGCUAUAUUAUUUAUUUAAAUAUUUACAUGGCUGCCCAAUUUGCAAAAAUGCGACUCCGGGCAACCAAUAACCAUAAAAUAAAUAGUAACCCUCCCUGACAAAGGCCCAGUAACAAGAACAAUUCACACAAUUGGGGCAUAACAACAUAUGCUUUCUGGAAGAGUUCACUGUUAUCUCACUGAACUCAGCAUUGUGAUGAUUGCUCUUUGAUACACCACUGGAAUCUUUGCAUUAAUUUCUGACACAAGAUUGCAGCCAUUUCAUACUGAAUUAUAAAGCAACUGAAUUACCUCAGUGUUUAGCUUAGUUUGCGUAUAAAGCGUGAGGAAUGGAUAACACUUAUGCAUAGAGGUCAUGCUCAAUGAGUUGUCACUUAACUUAGCUUCCUGGCAGAUGGCUCUGCUUCUUUAGAACCAUACAUAUGCCCUUUACGCUAAUGUGUUCCGUGUAGGGCAAUUCUAGUAUAAUUUGGCUGCUUGACCUAAUGUGAAACAGCUUGGAAAUAUAAUGUUGGCCCGAAACAUUGCAUUAUAUUUCUGAAGUAUCAGUUGUUAUCUUCCUCAGAUUUUAAUUGUUCAGAGGGAAUAUAAGCCACAUAAAUGUUGACAGAUUGAUCAGCAUAUAGGGAUCUCCUUGUUUAAUGAUAUCUUUGUUUAUAUCUGCACAACUUCUGAACCAUUGCAGAGAGAAAGAAAGAUGACCUUGACAGAGAUGUGCAAGCUCCAUUACCAAAGCAAUGAGGGGUGAAGCGUAUCUUAAAAGUACAAUAAAUAGUAUUUGGCUCAGAUAGACGCCUCCCUAAUUCACUGGAGUGUAAGAAGGAGGAGGUAUGCAGUACAAUCAGACUUGCAAGAUUCUGUUAUUAUAGCCAACCACAAUAAAAGUAAUUUUAGACUUCCUGUGAAAUUGAUUUCCUAAUCUGAUCUAUCUGAUGAGGUUGAAAGCCCCCAAAGUAAAUAUCCAUCAUCCAGAUGAAGAAGAUCGCUAGGCAACAGUGUAGGUUGUUUACUGAGGUGAGUUGUCUUAUAUUGCUAUAGAGCUGUAUGUAGGCUAAAGGUUGGCUUUAAUUUUUUUGUGGCCAGCAAAUAGGGAAGUACUUGCAUACAUAUCUCACCUGAAGACCAUUAUCAUUUUAAUGUGCAACUAACUAAGGAAGAAUGGAUAGCCAGUCCAAUUAUUUAUUAUUGAAUACUGAAAUCAAACUAAUGUUUCUCUAACCUUUGUAUUUUCCCUAGUUUUUCAAUAAUAGUGGACAAUGGUUCUUGGUAUUUGAUGCUGCUAGAUCUCUGCACAUUCCCAAGCAUGAUUUCAGGUGCAAAGAAAGACCACUUUUGGUGAUUGUAUGAAAUUAAGCUGGAAGAGAGUAAGAAAUCAUAGGCCAGUUCAUUUUACAUCAUGUAAUACAUAGUUCUGACAAUCUCUUUGCCCCAGAAUCAUUGACUCAGGAGUAUAUCCUUAAUCUAUUGCAUUACUGCCCGUUUAUAGUAUAUAUAUUAUAUAAAGAUGUAUAAUAUAGAACUCUAUAUACACAUAUGUGGCAAUGAAAAGAGUGGCUUGCUCCAUACAGGAUUCCCUACUCAUUUUAUCCUCUUCAGUGUAUCACCUCCUACCAACUAAUAGAAGAAACCCUGACCUCUUGGCACCUCUGUUUAUGAUGUCCUAUAUGUUUGUGGUUAUUUAAAAAAAGUGAAGGUGAUAAUUACUGAUAUCUUAUCAAUAAAAUUGUUACAUUGAAAAUUGUAA